Trypanosoma rangeli is the source of this 437-nucleotide messenger RNA. RefSeq lists its product as uncharacterized. The record is from RefSeq and is a predicted model, not a curated record. The transcript has a single exon. The annotation marks the transcript as partial. Lineage: Eukaryota; Euglenozoa; Kinetoplastea; Trypanosomatida; Trypanosomatidae.
CCAGCCUCAGCCACAAUAUGGCCAGCCUCAGCCACGUUACGGGCAGUAUCAAGCUGGGUAUGGCCAGCCUCAGUCUCAGCCUCAGCCUCAAUAUGGCCAGCCUCAGCCAGGUUACGGGCAGUAUCAAGCUGGGUAUGGCCAGCCUCAGUCUCAGCCUCAGCCUCAAUAUGGCCAGCCUCAGCCAGGUUACGGGCAGUAUCAAGCUGGGUAUGGGCAGCCCCAGCCAGGUUAUGGGCAGCCCUAUCAGCCAGGUUACGGACAAGCACCAUCUGGUAAUGCCAUACCCGCUACCAAUACACCGGCCGUCCCUGCUCAGGCAUCGUACUUUGAUUACACCGCGCCGGCAAGUUAUGGUGAGGUUCAGCACUGGGAGGGUUCGAACGAAUGGGAGACAAGUAUGCUCCGUGCGCCGUGUGAAGAGCCAUGUUUUUGCAUAG